This is a messenger RNA of Tribolium castaneum (red flour beetle), 2149 nucleotides long. RefSeq names its product Autophagy-related 14 (gene Atg14). Gene Ontology annotation, biological process: autophagosome assembly; cellular response to starvation; mitophagy. The record is from RefSeq and is a predicted model, not a curated record. The transcript has 7 exons. Gene Ontology annotation, cellular component: extrinsic component of omegasome membrane; extrinsic component of phagophore assembly site membrane; phosphatidylinositol 3-kinase complex, class III. Lineage: Eukaryota; Metazoa; Arthropoda; Insecta; Coleoptera; Tenebrionidae. The coding region runs from base 196 to 1617 and encodes 473 amino acids.
UUGGCGCGCUGUUUUGACAGGUGUCGAAAAUUUUUGUUUUGUUAAACACUAAACAAACGCGAUUUUGGUGUUAAUUUCCCUUAAUUUUGUUUAAAAAUUUCGGUAAUUUUUCCCUCGCCUCUGGCCCUUUCCACAGCCAUUUCGCGCAUCACAAGUUGCUGGAAGUGACUCGUGCAUGAAUAAAUUAGUUUUGUUAUGGCUACCAGCAGUUCAGACGAAAGUAGCACUGCUCCCAAAGAUUUCCACAUUUCCUCGUCGAUAGACAGUGGCAGUCGUCUGAGUUUAUCGAGACAGAAGUGCUUGUUGUGCUGCAACUCCCGCAAGGUGUUUUACUGCAAAGAUUGCAUCCACAGUGGCCUCUUCUACCACUCGAAACACCAGGUCGCAGAGAGCUACUUAGAUAAGCGCAAGCAGUUGCUGGAACUCGAGGACAACAAGAAGAACUUGGAGAAGAAGUGUCUCAAGCACUUCGAGUCGAGACAGAAAGCUGAUGUGUUGCAUUCCAAGAUCAGGCAGUGCAGGGACAGGAACCGGAUUAUUAAACUUGCCGUGGAGGAGAAAAAGCAGAAACGUCUCAAAUACAUCUCCGACCUAAACAGGCUGAAAGAGGAGGUGAAGAGGACUUCGGAAAAGCUGAUCAAAUACGACCAGAAAGUGUCGCAGAUCGAGCAGUAUGCUGCUGACAAGAGGGACAAAGUGGAGAAGCAACGAGAACUGCUCGAGCGGAAACGACACGAAAUUAUGAAGCUUGUGAGGCUCAGGAUCGACCAACUCAAAUACGUGUUUCCUAUCAAGAAAGUGGAGCCGAAAUUGGAAGUUGAAUCGGCCGAGUCGGAUAUGGUUAGUGCAAUCGCUGAGGCCUCACAGACUAUGUACGUGAGGGAUAGGUGGGAAUAUGCCGAUUUUUUAACAGAUUCGAGUGAACUGCAAUAUUCGAUUGUGGAACCGACCUUGCCUGGGUCGGGGAACUACUCACUCUACAAUAUUUGGGUUUCGAAGAACAAAGACGUCGUUCCUGUAAACACAAACCCGGACCUUGUCGAACACAACCCCGCUUACAAUAUCAGUGCGGCCCUUACUUACACCGCUCAACUUAUCAACGUGUUGGCAUUUUAUUUUAACGUCCGACUGCCAUAUCGAAUGGUUUACAGCGACUUCUGCGGGAGUUACAUGGACGAAGCCCAGUUCACACGUCGAGUGGCACGACUUAACGCCAACGUUUUGUACUUGUGCUUCUCGCAAAAUAUCGAUCUGUCGUAUCUGAAAUCGUGCGAAACUGUACAUAAUCUCCUGAGGCUGAUCGACACCAGCAACCCGCAUCUGGGAAGACAAGGCCCGUUUGAGGUCGACGGCCACAAAGCCGAAUCGCUCGAGAAACCCCUAACCAGGGACUUGGAGUUCAGUGGAGACAACACGGAUUCGGAUGAGGGUGACAGCUUCCAUCGGGAGUGGGAAACUGUGCCCCAUAUUCCCUGUCCCGACGUCUCGACUGUUACGCCCCCGGUGCAGUCAGCGCAGAUGAUCACCACCCAGCAGGCCACAAGCAUGGCAGGGGGACUUGUCACCAGCGCUGCGCAAAGCCUCGCUUCGAUGUGGCGGGGAUUCACCGGAAGAUAGUUAUUUUUUGUUUUCUUGUGUAGCAAAUUUUUGUUUCAAUUCCAUCUCUCUCGGCAAUAGGCUAAAUUAGGUUAAGUUAUUGAUGAUUUUCGACGAGUCUUCUGAAUUUCGUUUAACCAAUGACUGACAUUUUAAAGAGACUCAGUGGGGUUUCAGCCAGGAUGCGUAUUCAGUUAACGUAACAUUGAGCCUUUUUAAAUGUACUUAGAUAAUUAACUUCCGCGCUUAUGAAAUUAAUCCUAGUUGUUAAUUUUGGUGCACAAACGUUCCUCAUUUCCAAAUUCCAGUUUGAAUCAAUUUUCUUUUCAAUGGAGUUGAGAAUAUCACCGAUGAGACCACGUUUCUGUCCAUUUGAUUACAUAAUCAGAUUGUUUCGUUUAAGUUUUUUACGUGCUCUAGCUAGACUAUUCGAGAUAGAAGUGUUUUGUAAUUAGGAUCAUAAUCUAUUGUGAUAUAUUUAAAGAAUGUACAUUUUGCUAUCAUAAGUGUAUGUUAAAUUAUAUAUUUUAAUUAAAGACGAAGCUAUUGACAA